Messenger RNA from Lineus longissimus, 1887 nucleotides. RefSeq lists its product as uncharacterized. The record is from RefSeq and is a predicted model, not a curated record. The coding region runs from base 144 to 1739 and encodes 531 amino acids. The transcript is spliced from 7 exons. Lineage: Eukaryota; Metazoa; Nemertea; Pilidiophora; Heteronemertea; Lineidae.
CCUGUGCCAAUUUUUGUCACGUUGUUGGUACCGGUACUGGUGACCGUGUGCUUUCCUUGUACCUGUGUGCUUCAUUGACAGACUAAGUGGCAGUUUUGGGGAGUGUGUUCCCGGAGUGUGUUAUUUAUACUAAGUACCCGAGUAUGGACCAGCAGGCAGGAGAGGGAGAGUUGAUGGGGUUCCUUAGGAACGUUUUCCCCUCUAUGGAUAAAGACAGUCUGCAACAGAUAACGACCACUCUUGUCGAUACACUCGGAUGCGACGAUGUUGAUGACUUGCGGCAUGCUACGGAGGCGGACCUGGAGUUCCUAAAGCCCCUGCGCAGAAGGAAAUUGUUGGCGGCUAUAUCUGAAAGGUUUGCUGCUUCCUCUAGUGCAGAAGCGUCCGUAUUUUUGGAAGUUUCCAAUGUGUCAUCCCCAACUUCGAUCCCAGAGACCGACCUAGAGGAUUCUAGUCGCUGCUCAACUCCACAGUUAGAACAAGAUUUCAUUGUGCCGUGGAAAAAGUUUCCAAGGAACGUGAUGAAAAAGUGUUCGAAAAACCAGCAUCUUACGGCCUCGGAGACACGGGAAGUGAAAAGAAUUGUCGGUGAUGAAAUGAGGGCCCUCGGAAUUACACACCGUGCUGCAAUUCGAAAAGCUGCAGUUUCAAUGUGCAACAAAUAUCCUCGUUCCUUUGAGGACCUCAGCAUCGAUGGUUCCAAGCUAGGUGAUGGAUUCCAGUCACUUUUCAGUGGUUUGGAGAACAGGGUGUAUAAUGAAAAUUACAAGGAAAAUUUGAAACGAAAAUCCCAGGCUACAGCAUCCUGCUCUGACAGUUCCGAAUCUUUAGCGGACUUACCGGUAGAUCAGUAUGGAUGCAGGAAGGGGAUGUGGAUGCCUGAGUCCCCUUCUGAGGAGGAAGUCACUGCACAGGUUGAGAAGAAAGAUAAACUGAAGGAAAUGCGGGACAAUGACUAUGAUUAUGAGGAAGUGAUCAAGCUUAUGUCAGAGACGUACUAUCUACAACGCAAAGACAUAUGCAGUGGAAUGGACAUUUCUGAACUUUGCAAAGAAUGGCCGUUCAUCUUGUCGUACAAGUGCCUUGUAAACCAUUUCCAGAACCUCACGGAUAUAAAUCCCCAAGCAACGAUGGAGGAGUCCCUACUUGCACGAAACAAAGGAAACCGCAUAUACGAGUUCAUCUUAUCACAUCCUCAGAAAAAGAAAUCUGGUCAGCUGAAUAAGUGGGUACAUCUCAUCAAGGAGGAAGUGAAAGUGACCAAAUCUACCGACCCUCAGAGCCAAGCUAUCGUGUUCCUUCUUUUGAACUACUUUGACGAAGAAGAGGAAAGGCUCUUUCGUUUCUAUGGGGUUGAUGGCAGUAAGAAGAAAGUGGAGGAAGAUAAACUGAAGCCCAACUCGCCGUUCAUUGCAAUCAUCGGUUCAAGGGAGGACAUCUUCAUCGGAAGAAACCUGUUCUACCUCGUGAUUGAGGGAUCGGUCGUAAAUGAUCAAAUUGUCACUUUCCUGGAGGCAGUUAUAAGCCUCUUCUCUUGUUACUACACCUUGAACCUUGAGUACCCCGAAGAAGCAGCAGUUACGCUGGAGUUCAUCCAAAGGGAACUGAUCGGCAUCAAACCACAUCAAGUUCUAAACAAAGGAGGGAAAAAGAAGAAGAAAACAAGUGUUGCGCCAAAGAUUGUGACCCUUUUGCGAGGAAUAAUGGAUUUCGAAUCGGAUUGGCGUACAGAUGAAUAAAAGGCAAUCUUCCAGGCUAUGUACUUGUGUUAAAUGGAUGUUAUAGGAAUACUACGUGUAUGGUCAAAUAUUAUCUAGGGUUUAUCAGAUAGACCAUGCUGUUCAGAACACAUUGGUACUUGGAAGUUUGCUAAUCGGACCAGCAAAU